AAAGAAAAAAAAAGAGAGGCAGCAGCUUGGAGAGAGGGUGUAUGCAAGCUCGCGUUUUUUUUAUUCUUGCAUUCCUGGACACCAAUCAAAAGAGCAAAUCAAGGGAGGUGGAAGGGGGAAAGGCAGCAAGCAAGGGAGCCGGAGCGUGGUGCGAACCGUGCACACACUCACACACCAAAAACACGCUGCCCAGACUGCUUCUGCCACCUAACACUCAAGCAAACACAAACCAAAACAAAUAGGGAGAGAGGAAAAAAAAAACCAAAGGAGAGCCGGGGCAGAGCGGAGCAGCAACCUCGGCCGUGUGUCCAUCGGUGCGGGGCUGAGCGCUGCAGCAGCACAUUGCUGGGCUCCCCACGCCUGCAGACCCGCGCCCUGACUCUACUAUGCUAAAUGUGGCUGGGGAGCCCCCAGGAGACUCUUGGGGGAUCUUUGCCUUUUUGUGUGCCGCACUCUGCAAUCUGCCGGCGGUGCCUGCACUGAACGGCACGGAGGAGCUGGGUGCUGGCCAGUCCAUCCAGAAGACCUACGACCUGACCCGCUACCUGGAGCACCAGCUCCGCACCCUUGCCGGCACUUAUCUGAACUACCUGGGCCCGCCCUUCAAUGAGCCCGACUUCAACCCCCCGCGGCUGGCGCGGGCUGAGCGGGUGCCCAGCGCCACGGUGGACUUGGACCUGUGGCGGGGCCUGACGGACAAUGCGCGCCUGGCAGCCAACUACCGGGCCUACAGCCGCCUGCUGAAAUAUCUGCGUGGCCUGGACGGCCAGGUGGGCACGGUGGAGCUGCGCCAUCGCCUCGGCCACUUCUGCUCCAGCCUGCAGGGCCUGGUGCUCAGCAUCGCCGGCGUCAUGUCUUCCCUGGGCUACCCGCUGCCCGCCGGCCCCGCCGGACCCCCGCCCUCCUCUGGCACCCCUGCAGCCCCCAACGACUUUCUGAAGAAGAUGGAUGACUUCUGGCUGCUGAAGGAGCUGCAGACGUGGCUGUGGCGCUCGGCCAAGGACUUCAAUCGCCUCAAGAAGAAGGUGCCGCCAGCCGUGGUCACACUGCGCAUCGAGGCCAGGGGCUUCUGAGGGCCCCCGCCCUGCUGAGGGCAUCCCCACAGCAGUGGCCGCACACGUCACCACUUGGCCUUCAUGGAUGGGGAUCGCUUUAGUGCCACCGAAGCCACCAUCACCACUUGGCCUUAACAGAUGGGGAUCCUGACCCCAGAGUGCUACCAAAGUCACCCACAUAUUCCUCACCACCUCACUGUGCCUUGAGAGAGAUGGAGUUCCCAAUCCCAAAAUGCCACCAAAACCACUCCAAGUCCCUUCCGUCACCACUGUGUGUUAAGGGACAGGUCUUCUCAUUGUAAAGUGGCACCAAACCCACUCCACAUCCCCACUGUCGCCACUGAUUUAACAGGUGGGGCUCCAGACUCUGAAGUGCCACCAAAGCCAUGCCAUGCCUUUUCUAUUCCCGGAGUGUCAUCAAAGCCACCCCACAUCCCCAGCAUCACCACUGUUCAUUAAGGGACCGGUCUUCCGAUCCCAAAGUGCCAUCGUAGCUUUCCCACGUCACCACUGUGCCUUAACAGAUGGUCUGUCUGUCCCAAAGGGCCAUCAGAACCACCCCAAAUACGUACCAUCAUAUUGCCGUGCCUUGACAGAUGGGAUUCCCACUUCACCAAAGUGCCACUGAAGCCACUCCAUGUCCCCACCAUCACCUCUAGGUCUCAAGGGAUGGUGAUCUUGAUCCCAAAGUGCCACCAAAGCUACCCGGCAUCCCCCCGUCACCACCGUGCCUUAAUGGAUGGGGCUCCUGACCACAAAAUCCUAAGGGACAGGGCUCCCAGACCCACAGACCUCCCCACAUCG
Lagopus muta (rock ptarmigan) is the source of this 1859-nucleotide messenger RNA. It is a transcript of the gene CLCF1, whose product is annotated as cardiotrophin like cytokine factor 1. The record is from RefSeq and is a predicted model, not a curated record. The transcript has 3 exons. The coding region runs from base 387 to 1073 and encodes 228 amino acids. NCBI's taxonomy places the organism in Eukaryota, Metazoa, Chordata, Aves, Galliformes, Phasianidae.